AUGAAUAUUAACAUCAACACGGAAAGUAUAUGGGGAGACGGAUAUAAAGGCUAUGGAAACAAUUUCACCAAUACAAAGACACGAGUUAUACUACCCAAUUCGAAAGAAUGCCAUUUUCAGAAGUUGAGCAAGUAUUUCAACGAUGUCAAGCUAUCCAAUUCAUUGAACUUAUCAAGACACCAAGAUAAGAAAUUCAAGCGAAAGAAAGAAGAGCUAGUGCCCAUUCGAUUGGAGUUUGAUGUUGAAAAGGAUAAAUUUCGGUUACGAGAUACAUUUACAUGGAAUCUCAAUGAAGAGUUUGUGUCGUUGGAGACGUUUGUUAAGAUGAUGAUGGAAGAUUACAAGUUAAAUAAAAGUUCGUAUACAGAUGCAGUGUUGAAGAGUAUAAAAGAGCAAAUAAACGAUUACCAUUCAUCUAUUAAGAAGAAACCAAUUGAUUUAAGAAUAAUUAUUAAAUUUGAUAUCACAUUAUCUAACAACCAGUAUAUUGAUAAGAUCGAAUGGGACUUGGGCAAUCCAUUGAAUAAUCCGGAGGAGUUUGCAGAGUCUGUUACAGCGGAGUUGUCGUUGCCUGGAGAGUACAGUACAGCUAUAGCACAUACUAUCCGAGAACAAAGCCAGCUAUAUACCAAGGCGUUGUAUUUGAGUGGGUAUGAGUUCAAUGGAGAAUUGGUUAAAGAGGAGGAGAUCAAGCGGUAUUUGUUGCCGAUUGUGGAGGAGCAAAAUAUAUUUCGAAGCAAUGUUAAGGAACAAAACGAGUUUACGCCUAUAUUAAAGGAUAUGGAUAAAUUAGGAAUUGAAAAGCUAGAGAAGGAUCGAGAAAGAGAGAGUAGAAGAAAAAGAAGAAACACCGGUAGGGUGUUUAAUAGAAGAGGAAUACCAUCGUUGCCGGAUCUAAGCGAGAUUCAAAGAACGUUUCGAACAGCAGUGCCAAAUUCUAUAUUGGCAGGAGGAAUUUCAUUGAGUGAUAAUAUCGAGGAUUAUUAUGAGUAU
Messenger RNA from Ascoidea rubescens DSM 1968, 993 nucleotides. Its product is annotated as SWI/SNF chromatin-remodeling complex subunit SNF5. The transcript has 2 exons. The annotation marks the transcript as partial. Gene Ontology annotation, cellular component: nucleus; nuclear chromosome; SWI/SNF complex. Gene Ontology annotation, biological process: regulation of transcription by RNA polymerase II; chromatin remodeling. Gene Ontology annotation, molecular function: transcription coregulator activity. The record is from RefSeq and is a predicted model, not a curated record. NCBI's taxonomy places the organism in Eukaryota, Fungi, Ascomycota, Saccharomycetes, Ascoideales, Ascoideaceae.